This is a messenger RNA of Patella vulgata (common limpet), 4879 nucleotides long. Its product is annotated as glutamyl aminopeptidase. The transcript has 19 exons. The record is from RefSeq and is a predicted model, not a curated record. NCBI's taxonomy places the organism in Eukaryota, Metazoa, Mollusca, Gastropoda, Patellidae. Gene Ontology annotation, molecular function: peptide binding; zinc ion binding; metalloaminopeptidase activity. Gene Ontology annotation, biological process: peptide catabolic process; proteolysis. The coding region runs from base 282 to 3146 and encodes 954 amino acids. Gene Ontology annotation, cellular component: cytoplasm.
CUAAUAGUAAACACCUUAUCGCACUGUUAGAGCGGUCUAGUCGCUUGCCGUCAGUCGGUUUGGGGCUUUGGACUUAAUAAGGUGCACAUUUUCAUUGUUGUUUUUUUUCUAUAACACGUGGUUGGCGCGUUUUGAAUAUAGCAGCAUAACCGUUUCUUAAAAAUACCGAUCAUACUAAAAUUAGCUGCGCUAACUAUGUGAUUGACUUUGGAAAUAGGAGGAUUAGUUCUGGUCUGUAAUAACAUUUUCUAGUUCAGCUUGUGUAGUUCAAUUGUUUCAUAAUGGAAUUCGAGGAUAAAAGUAAAAUGCAGAUUAACAGGAGAUUGUUGUACAUAUUCCUGUUGUUAUUUAUUAUAAUACCAGUUGUUGUCGGGGUUUUGGUGUGGCAUUUUACGAAAGACCAUUAUGAAAAAUCUCAAUCGUCAACAGAUAGUAUUGUCGGUGGUGAAGAAACGACUCUUAUGACCACUACUCAUGGAUACUACCCAGACCAACCAUGGAGAAAUUUACGUCUUCCGCGUACCAUCGUUCCAGUUCAUUACGACAUCACUCUUUACCCUGAUUUUUACGAAGAUAAUGGUUGGUUUUAUGGAAAUGAAACAAUUACAAUUCGCAUUGACGAACCUUCCAAAUAUAUUCUUGUUCAUUAUAAAUAUAUGAAUAUUACACGGACAGUACUUACUAACCAUAGAAAUGGAAAUGUCAUUGCUAUAGCACAAACUUUUUCCAAUGAGGAAAAUCAAUUUUGGGUAGUUGAGACAGAAGAAUCGUUAGCAGCAGGGACCACAGUGGAUCUGUUUUUGCAGUUCGAUGGAUCGCUUACAAAUGCAAUUGUGGGCUUUUAUAAAAGUACCUAUGUCAACUCGCAAACAAAUGAAACCAGAAAUCUGGCAACUUCAAAAUUUGAACCAGUUGAUGCUAGAAGAGCUUUCCCUUGUUUUGAUGAACCUAAUAUUAAAGCUGAAUAUACUAUUCAUCUAAUACACAGACCAGAGUACACACCGUUAUCUAAUAUGCCAGCUAAUUCUCCAUCAAUGGAGGUUAGCUGGUCAGCAGAUCUAGUGAAAACAUCUUUUCAGAGAUCAGUUAAAAUGAGCACAUAUCUCGUCUGCUUUAUUGUGUGCGAUUUCAAAUACUUAGAAGCCACAACAUCAACAAAUAAAACGUUGAGAGUUUAUGCCACACCAGAUAAGAUAGACCAGGCACAAUACGCUUUAGAUGUAGGUAAACAUACCAUGGAGUAUUAUGAGCAGAUAUUUGAACUUCCUUAUCCGUUGCCUAAACAAGAUAUGAUAGCUAUCCCGGAUUUUGUAUCUGGUGCUAUGGAACAUUGGGGUCUUAUUACCUACAGAGAGACCAAUCUUUUAUACGAUGAGAGUAGCGCUUCUUCUACCAAUAAACAGAGAGUUGCAACAGUAAUCGCCCACGAGGUUGCACAUCAGUGGUUUGGUAACAUAGUUACUAUGGAUUGGUGGGAUGACCUCUGGUUAAAUGAGGGUUUUGCUAGUUUUAUGGAAUAUUUUGGUGUUGACACCUACGAGACGGAUUGGGACAUGAUGGGCCAGUUUGCAAUACUUGAUCCACAACCUGUCAUGGUAUUAGAUGCUGGAUUAGAAUCUCAUCCAAUUGUUGUUCCUGUCCAGAAACCAAGUGAAAUUAAUGAAGUAUUUGAUGCUAUAUCAUACAAUAAGGGUUCAUCAGUAAUUCGUAUGAUUGAGUCAAUUAUGGGAAAGGAUAAAUUUUUCAGUGGAGUUGCGAAAUAUCUCAAGAAAUACGAAUGGGGUAACGCAAAAACAGAUGAUUUAUGGCAGACGCUGAGUGAGGUUGAUGGAGCCCCCAAUGUUAAACAUAUUAUGGAUACGUGGACACGUCAGAUGGGUUUCCCCUACAUUAAUGUGACGUUUAAUACUGAAACAAGUAAUGUGGGGAAGUCAACAGUAUCUGCUUCACAGAGACGUUUCCUUAGCGAUGCAAACACAACCUUUGAUGCCGCUGAAUCCGAAUUUGGGUAUAAAUGGUACGUGUCACUUAAUUACAUAACAUCUGAUGGAACAAAUGGUAGUCAAGCUUUAGAUUUAACCGAUCAGACCUUCACUAUUAAUAUAGAUAUCAGAGAUCAAACAAAAUGGAUAAAGUUUAAUGCUGGUCAAACGGGGUUUUACAGAGUUACCUACCCUGAUGAUAUAUGGAUUAGAUUUGCAACGGUAUUAGCUAAUGGUGUUACAGGGUCAUUACCAAUGAGUGCUGUGGACAGAUCGGGUUUAUUAGAUGAUGCAUUCAGUUUAGCAGCUGGGGGAUAUCUCAGCUAUGACGUAAUGCUGAGUAUGACUUUAUACUUGGAUAAAGAAGACAGUUACAUUCCUUGGGAUUCAGCUGCCACUGGAAUCAACUAUAUUAGUCAUAUGUUAGAAUAUGGUUCAGAUUUUGGGUCAUGGAGGAGCUAUGUACUUGCCAGAGUAAAACCAGCACUGAAUCGUAUAGGUUAUACGGACACAGGAUCUCAUUUACAGAAGACACUCCGAGUUCAGCUAAUAGAUUUAGCUUGUUAUCAUGGUGAUGAAGAUUGUCUAAACUUCGCAGCUUCCCAAUUUAGGAACUGGUUAGACAAUGGCAUCGCGGUAAAUCCUAAUCUGAGAACAACCGUAUAUAAAUAUGGAAUGUCUAAAAUUGGUACAUCAUCAGACUGGGAGCUCAUCUGGCAGAAAUACAAAACAGAAACUGUCCCUCAAGAACGGGUUAAGUUAUUAUACUCCCUGUCUCAAACUAAAACAAUAUGGCUACUUUCCAGAUAUUUAGAUUAUGCCAAUGAUCCGGAUAAAGUACGAUCACAAGAUUUCUUCACGGUUAUAAUCUACAUAGCGCAAAAUCCUGCUGGUAAUAAUUUAGCCUGGAAUUGGGUUCGUGAAAACUGGCCAAAACUCGUAGACAGAUUCACCUUAUAUUCUCGACAUCUUGGUCGCCUGGUACCUUCAAUAAUAUCUGGUUUUAAUUCUGAAUUCCGUCUCCAAGAGGUUACGAGUUUCUUUGAAAAAUAUCCAGACGCUGGUUCUGGUUCUAGAGCAAGAAGGCAAGCUCUGGAGAAAAUAGCUGUAAAUGUGAACUGGAUGACGAAAUAUAGCUCUGUUGUUAUUGAAUGGCUAAAAUAAAACAUGCGUAGGCGCCUGUGUCUUCCUAUAAACUUAAGUUUAAUGUGUACCAUAUAUUAUCUAUAAUUAUAUGUGUGAAGUAAUGAGUAUUCAAUAUAAAAUAUUACAAAUGUAUAUUACGAUUUAUCAGGGAGGUUAUGUAUGAUCAUUUAUACAUAUUAUAUGGAACAGUUAAGAAGUUACUAAGUAAUCUUUCAGAGACAUUAAGUGUUCUAAUAAAUACAUGUAGUAUAUAGUUUAUGAUUGUAAUUUUGAUGUUAAGAGUUUUAAAUACAUGUAAAAAUUUAUACAAACGCCUUUUUUAUAUUUUGAUUGUAUUUAUCAUUUUCUUGUGUAUACUAGUUUUAUGUGUAUAUAUCAUCAUUCCUCGACAUUUAGUGUGGAAUAAUAAAAAAAAGCAUGUGUUAGAUUUACAAAACAAGACAUGAAUUGUUAAUAAAACGGCCAGAGCAUAAAUUACUUUGGUUAUAUUACCAGUAAUAUUAAUCCUUAAAGAUUCUUUCCCGCGUACAAAUUGGGUGAUUUGAUGAGAUAUUUGGACUAAAAUGAUAUUCAAACUAAUUAAUCUAUCAACAUUUUGAUUCAAAUCCUUCUCAAAACAUUGUAUUCGCGAGGAAAUACUUCAAGCUAUAAAAAACUUUUAUAAUAAGUCAUUAUUUGUGUCACGUAACUUGGCUGUCGCGGUACCUAACAACGGGUUUGAGGAGAAUGAGGAGAAUUCAUUCUAUAUAAAAGACGAAGUUGUCUUUAACUUCUGUCCAUUUAACAUAAAUAUCGAAGCCUAAUUAAAUUCCGGGAUUAUCCACUGUCCACGUCUUUUUCCGUGGUUUUUAUCUUUCACUUCUUCCUAGUCAGCUCACUACAUCAAGCCCUCCCUAACGCUGAGAGAUUAGACAGUCUUCGCGAGAAACCUUUGACGUCACUCGAGCAGGCAGCUAUUAAUCGCCAGGCUGCCAAUUAGUGACACCCUCUCAUUUUUGUCUUGUGCGUAAUUUGCGUAUUACAUAAAUGAUAUUAAAUGGGGUAUAGCGUUCUGACAGCGGUGCCAAGACCUACUCUAAAAUCGAAUUCCAUAUAACAAGGGGGAACCACCCUGGAAAAUCACGGUGAACUUUCACGGCCAACACGUCUUAUUCACCGAACCAUUUCAGCCGCCCAUUAGAGUAGAUUCAAUUUAUUGGAUUUGAUCUCCAUUUCUGAAAAUGGAAUCUCCAGAAUAUAAAGUCAAUUUCCCAGUUCCUUUAUAAUCGUGGCAUUCGCAGCACUCGCGGCUUAGCAUCCUGGUCGAGAAGAACAUUCCGAUUCCUACAAGACUAACCUGGGAAAACCACGACACCCGUCAUGGAAGUACUGAAAACUGAAUACGAUCAGUACAGGGGGACGUAUUGUCCAGGCUUAUGUUUUGUUUGAAUUAGGUUGAUUACUAAUUGUUCACAUUACAAAUGAAUACGCGAUAAGUAAGUAAACUUUAAAUGUCUUAUAACACAGAACUCCCCCUAUCAAAUGAGCUAAUGGCUAACUAAUGUUGUCAUCAGUUACAAAUGUUUUGACAACAUUAACCAGAUCGUGCAAGACCUAAAGGAUCUCUAAAGCUGACGUAACACUACAGAAAUCUAACCAAAUGAUCUGGAUAAUAUUCCGUAAAGAUAAAACUUUGAAAUUUGUUAUUAUAAUAAACCUAAACUUUUUCCCUUGUUUAAGCUUUUCUAAAAUAAAGAUCUAUAAUUAAAAUC